Messenger RNA from Naumovozyma castellii, 1818 nucleotides. It is a transcript of the gene PCF11, whose product is annotated as Pcf11p. Lineage: Eukaryota; Fungi; Ascomycota; Saccharomycetes; Saccharomycetales; Saccharomycetaceae. The record is from RefSeq and is a predicted model, not a curated record. The coding region runs from base 1 to 1818 and encodes 605 amino acids. The transcript has a single exon.
AUGGAUAAGGAGACGGAGAUCAUAGUGAAGGACUUCACCAGUGUCCUAGAUGAACUAACUUUCAACUCAAGACCUAUCAUUACCACUUUGACCAAGAUAGCAGAAGAGAACAUAUCAUGUGCACAAUACUUCGUGGAUGCCCUAGAAUCCCGCAUCGAAAAAUGCAUGCCCAGUCAGAAACUGUAUGCAUUCUAUGCCUUGGAUUCCAUUUGUAAGAAUGCUGGGAGCCCCUAUACCAUAUAUUUCAGUAGGAAUUUAUUUUCUCUGUAUAGGAAGACAUACUUACUGGUGGAUAACGUAACGAGAACAAAACUAAUCAAUAUGUUCAAAACUUGGAUGACUCCCAAUGAAACAACGGGUGGUUCAUUACCACUUUUUGAAAGAGGAGCAUUGGAGAGAAUUGAGCAGUUCUUAAUUAAGGCAAGUGCAUUACAUCAGAAGAAUUUCCAAUCCAUGUUGCCCACACCAACGGUGCCUUUACUGCUAAGAGAAAUUGAUAAACUGGCGGGGCUCACUAAUGAAAGAUUAAGGGACCAACCAAAUGAUCAGAAAUUGCAAACAAAAUUAAUGGUCUUAUCACAAUUGAAACAGGAAUUGCAAAGAGGGAAAUUAAGCUUGGAUGCUCUGAAGCAAGUGCAAUUACAACUAACUGAAGUGUUUGCACAGGAUCAACAAGUAUUACAAGAAAGGGUAAGAUACCAACAAUUUCAACAAGAACAACAAUUGAAACAACGGGAAAGAUCAACCACAACAUCAUCUCUGGAACCAACAGAGACACCGAUGCCCCUGGGAACCAAUAAUUCACCAUCACCACUAUUCAAUGGAUCUGUUUCCUCACUAUUUGGUAACGUUUCUAGGAUUGUCACACCAGAAGAUUUUGCUGAAAUGGAAAAGGCUAGUAAAUUGACAAGCAUACAAACCUUAUUCCAUUCCUUAAAUGGUGCAGGUCUGAUUUUUACUCCACCAAAGGAAUCCAUAGUAACAUUAUUUGACAAGAUCGACUCUACCAAUAAGCUAAAUUCGAAAAAGGCAAAAAAUAAUAAUUUACCUUCAAUAUCUUUCCUGCAAGAUGUAGUGUCAAAUUGUAAAGCAUAUUUUGCCACCGCCAAUGUAAAUAUCUUAAAUACUCCAACGUUACAACUCUCACAACAGAAUAUCGUAAAUGAUAACCCAGUAGUGACAAAAAGUUUAAUUCAUUUACUGUACCGAAACAAACCGAACAAAUGUAGCACGUGUGGGAAAAGAUUCGGUAACAGCAUUGAAGAGAGGAAACUACAAACUGCUCAUUUAGAUUGGCAUUUCAGAAUCAAUAAAAGAAUAAAGGGCUCUUCAACUACAAAUGCACAGACAAAUGCAAUGACUUCUCAAAAAAAUAUUCAAUCAAGAAAUUGGUAUUUACAUGAUUCACAAUGGGUCAAAUUCAAUGACGAUGAAAUCGUCUCCACACAAAAUACAUUCAAUGAAAACCCUAAGCAAACUAUAGCUGAUGUUGAUCAACAGAAAUAUGCAUCCGGCUCAAAUGGUAGCUCAACUGCAACCAAUAUUCAAAUGUCAAAUUUCGAAGAUAUGUUAUCAUUAAAUAAGAAUGAUGCAAAUAAUAGUACCUCAGAAACGGCUGAUUUGAGUAAGAAAUACGUCAUCGUUCCUGAAUCUACCGAGGAUAUGACUUUUCAAUGUCCCGUUUGUAAAGAUUCGGUUACCAGUGUUUAUGAUGAGGAACUAGGUGAAUGGAUAUGGAAGAAUACAGUAAUUAUAAAUGGUAAAAAGUUCCAUUCCACUUGUUAUUACGAGACAAUUAAAAACAAUUCAUCGUUAUAG